AGAACGAUCACACAACCCUGCCUAACAACAUGGUUCUUCAGAGAGCGAUGUUCUGGACUUUAUCACUUCAGAUAGCCCUGCCGUGUUUUGCAUCAUUGUUAACAUCUUUGCUAGAACGAUAUUGCGAGGUCUUAUCAUCCUUGUACAACGUUACAGGUGUUUAUUGCAACUCCACAACCGAUGAAAUUGGAACUUGCUGGCCGAGAACCACAGCGGGGCAGCUUGUGGCGAGACCUUGUCCUGAAUACUUCAAUGGAAUCAAGUACAACACUACAAGAAAUGUGUACAGAGAAUGCACUGGAAAUGGAACUUGGGCAUCUAGAAUCAAUUACUCCCACUGUGAACCCAUCUUGAUGGAACAAAAAACACAAGAAAUCCACUAUAGGAUAGCCCUUAUAAUCAACUACGUGGGUCACUCUGUCUCUACUGGAGUCCUAAUAGUUGCCUUUAUACUCUUCUUAUGCUUAAGGAGUAUUAGAUGCCUUCGGAAUAUCAUUCAUUGGAAUCUGAUAACCACUUUCAUUUUGAGGAAUAUUCUGUGGUUCCUGAUGCAAUUGAUUGAUGCUGAAGUACAUGAGAGGAAUGAGCCCUGGUGCCGUCUUGUCAUAACAAUCUACAACUACUUUGUGGUAACUAAUUUCUUCUGGAUGUUUGUGGAGGGGUGUUAUCUCCAUACAGCUAUAGUGAUGACCUAUUCCACAGACAAAAUGCGCAAAUGGAAAUUUCUGUUCAUUGGAUGGUGUAUCCCUUGUCCCAUCAUUGUAGCCUGGGUCAUAGGCAAACUCUAUUACGAGAAUAAAGAAUGUUGGAUUGGAAUAGCAGCAGGAUAUCAUAUGGACUACAUUGUUCAGGGCCCAGUGGUUCUGGUACUGCUGGUUAAUUUUAUCUUUCUCUUCAACAUUGUGAGGAUCCUGAUGACAAAAUUGAGGGCAUCAACGACAUCUGAGACAAUGCAGUAUAGGAAGGCAGUGAAGGCAAUUUUAGUUCUGCUACCCCUUCUUGGCAUCACCUACAUAUUGUUCUUCAUCAAUCCAAGCAAAGAUGGCAUCUCACAUUUUGCUUUCCUCUACUUCAAUUCAUUUCUGCAGUCCUUUCAGGGUUUCUUUGUGUCAGUGUUUUACUGUUUUCUGAAUGGGGAGGUGCGCACGGCUGCUAGAAAAAGGUGGCAUCGAUGGCAAGACAAUCACACGCUAAGAGUACGAGUUGCACGGGCUAUGUCUAUACCAACGUCACCCACAAGAAUCAGUUUUCAGAGCAUAAAACAAACAGGUGUUUGAAUCUACAAAUACUGAGAAGCCUUCUUUGUGAAUUUUUCAUCAUUUACCUUCAACUCUGAAGUGAUUUGUUUGUUUGUGGAUUGUUGUACACAUUUAAAAUAUGUGAUGGUGAAUAAGAGAAGCUAACGAUCCAUAUCUCACCACCAGUAAUCAAAGCUGGGAAGUGAGAGUGGAGCAGUCUAUAAUUUUCCUUCUAGCAUGCAGCUCAGAAGUGGAUCAGGACAGUGACUGAGGCUGUAUUAAUAGGGCUGCCCACUUGAUGUAUUCCAUGGUCCAGCUCUGACAGGGUUUGUCACAAUCUCAGGCCAAGAAUGACGUUCAUUUCAAAGUUUUAUUCUACCAGGUUUUAUCUUGCAUCACUGAUGCCACAUGCUGGAAUCUGGUUCCCCACUGAAACAUCACCUUGAACAGGCAACUGUGAAUCUGUAAUGUAAGGAGGAAGUGGAGUAAGUCUUCAAGAAAAAUGCCAAAACUUAUUAAUCCAUUGAACAAAAAACACUGAAGGAAUGACUGUUUUCCAAAGCCCAUGCAAUGCUGUCUGCUGGACAAUGCACGCCAGAUGGAAAAAAAAGGACAUCAAAUUUGUCAAAUGAUAUGAGAUGGUAUGGCAUCCACAGUCAUCAAUGAAAUUGUGUUAAGGAAGAGAAGAAGCUGAAAAUGGAGGAGUGAUUUGUUUCCAGGAACCAGAGGAAGCACACAGUUCUGUACAUGAGCACUGUGAGCAGCAACAUCUUGCUCAAAAAAUGUUACUGAAAUAAGACUGUUUCUAUGCUAUUUCAUUAAUAUUAUUUUGUUUAAUGAAUUAGGCCAUGGCUGGUAAAUAUUCAAUUAACCACCUUGAGAUAAUAUUAGGAGUUGUAUUGAUAUUUCCUUCUGUUCAGAGACACGGGCGCUUGGAAAAUCUAACACUGAAAUAGUUUACCAUGUGGAGCCAAUCCAGUGACUGUGUACUUGGUGUUCAGACCUAGCCAGAGUGGUCAGACCUUGAUUACCAGCAGCGAAGGACAACCACAUCAGCGAGGAUACCUAUUUUUGGCAGCUAACUAGAUGCAAAAAGAUACAAGGUCACCUCGUGAUAAAGGCUACUGACUGUACAGCCAUUCGCCAAACAAGGUGACUGUGAUAGAUGAUUUGUUUUACAUUUGAGGUUUAGUGUCAUACCCCUUUAAUGAAUUAAACCCCGUGCAGUUGAGCAAUGUUAAAAAUAGCUUGUUAAAUACAAUGUUAACAACAUUUAUACCAAAUGUGCUAUGAUAUUUAGGCGGUGGUCUCUUACAUUUAUAUUUUCAUGUAUGUUUCUAAGUUUAUGACAGAGUGUAGCGGUAUCUCAGCGUCUUAGGGAAUAAUAUGCACCAUUGCAUCCACGCUUUACAAAUCGAGUAAUCCACAUGGCAAUCAGCAAUUCUUAUUGAAGCUAAUUUAAGCAUCGAAGUGUGACUUUCAAAAAUGCAAGUGCUAACUUGCUGCAUCCUGGCUGAGUUGAGAUCAGAACAACCUUUCUCUUAACUCUCACAGGAUUUCAAGUUUUGUAAUCACAUUCACUUAGCCUGUUCCUCCAGCCUAAGGAUAAAUUAAUCUGAAUUUAGCUGUUCUUCUUUCUUUGAAAUGUAGCUUCCUUUCAGAGCAAAUUAAGAACAUUGGCCUAGAAAUUCAUUAACCUCCUUAAGCACACACUGAAGGGUAAUUAUAUGGUGCACAAAUAACAAAAAAAAACGUUGAUUCAGAGACCAAAGCCAAGAUGUGAGAGAGAGGAAUAAAACUGUGCUGGCAAAACUCAGCAGGUCAGGCAGCAUCUCUGAAAAGAGAAACAGAGUUAAUAGUUCAGGUCAGGACUCUUCAUCUUUACCAUUGUCAUAGAUGCCACCAGGCUUGCCGAGUAAUUCCAGAAUGUCCUGCAUCUGUCACUGUUUGUUUUUCAGUGGUUUAGAGUGGGUUGCAGUCCAGACCUGAGGGAGAUCUUAAAAAGGGGGCCUUCAGGGGGAUUGGGUUAUAAGAAAAUAAGGGCAUGCUGUACCUGAGAACUGACAUAAAAUGCAUGAUGAAUUAGAGGUAGGAGCAAUGCUGGGAUUGUGUAAAUAGAGCUGAGUGAUUUAGAAUCUUUGAUGGGAUGUUUGGGAGUUCAUGGUGCUGAUAGGGAGGCAAGGCAAAGUUGGGUGGGGGUGAGGGGAACAGAUGAGAUGUUCAACCACAGGAACUCAUUGUUGCUGGGUUCUCAGCACUGGGCUUUGACCAGAGGUCUUCUCCGGAUUUGACCUGCUUGCUCUAAAAGGUCUUCUCCAACCAGCUGAGGACUACAGUCUGAAAAUUUCAUUAUUUCAAUGGCAUAUACACCUCAAGCUAAUGCCCUUCCCUUGGACAAUAUUGGUAGCAUGGAGAGGGGAGACUUGCAGCUUGGGAAACUGCCGGUCUUCCAUAAAAAAGAAACCUUGCCCAGGCUUACUUUCCAAGGUGCAAAUCCAUGGUCUAUCGAGUCUAAUGGAGGCCUACACGACACAUUACACCUCAAAACAACCUGAUGUCACUCUGUGUGUAACGGAUGGAGAUUGUUUCAGACCCACAAGGUGACUUGUGGCCUGGAAUGAACAAGCAAAUUCACAGUGUGACACAAUACAACCAUUCACAUUCCACUGUCAAAGUGAAUGACUUUUAAACACAUGGCAUUGAAAAUAAAGCCAAAUUUCUGGGCCACCAUUUCAUUCCAUAUGUCUAUGGUAUAUCUGACCAGAGAGUGAAUGAUUGAUCAUCCAUUAAGUAGGAAAUGGUUUAAUUCCCUAACAUCAAGUCAUAAAAGCACAAAGGUAUAUGCUCUGAAAUGCUGAUAUAUUGUCACUAACUAGGCUAUCAGGUGGAUCAACAUUGUUUUUCUGAUCAGUGCCUUCAUUCAGCCACAUGCAAUUAAUGUUUUAUGGAUCGUACCUCAGUAAGUUAAUCUUCUGAAGACAAUUUAUGUAUUAAUUCCUUAUCCGUCAAGAAAACCAAAAUCAAUUUCACAAUGUUCACUUCCAACUCUCCCAUCCCACUACCCCAAUCUGCCUCUCAAAUCUUCUUCAUGCAAAUCACACAUAUUGCAUUUUAGUCCUGGCCAAGUAACACAGUGCUCAUUGUGUCUCACAGAGCAUCUCAUCACUACCAUCUGUACCUAUCCAGAGCACCUCCAGUUACAUUCCUUAACAAAUGUUCAUCCAUCUUCUUUUGAAAGGAGUUAAUGACACAAUCUCAAAUGUUCCUGACUGUGAGUCUCAUCGAGAAAAGCUGCUACUCUCUGGAAAAGAAGCCAGAGAUUUCCUUGGAGCUUCUCACAAUAUCCUAUUCUGCCUUUGCUAGAAACCCAUUUACACAGGAAUAUGGAAUUUUGAUCCUACUUCAAGAAAAGUUAAGACAUAAGAGAGAAAGCAGUUCCAUGGAAAUUCCCAGACAGUUUCUUUGAACUUUGUUUAUUUUAAAACUGUAUCCUGUGGUUAAUGAAGUCAAGUUACUCAGUGCAGUUGUGUUUCUAAGAGAUAUGAUUUGUACAAACUAUUUGUCAUGUAAUUAUGAUUUUACCUUAAUUAUACUGUAUAAGAUUGGGGAAGAAAGAAGAUGGGAAAUCUUAUGAAAAAGAUGUAUA
Messenger RNA from Hypanus sabinus (Atlantic stingray), 4884 nucleotides. RefSeq names its product corticotropin-releasing factor receptor 2 (gene crhr2). Gene Ontology annotation, molecular function: peptide hormone binding; corticotrophin-releasing factor receptor activity; G protein-coupled peptide receptor activity. Gene Ontology annotation, biological process: adenylate cyclase-modulating G protein-coupled receptor signaling pathway; long-term synaptic potentiation; cell surface receptor signaling pathway. The record is from RefSeq and is a predicted model, not a curated record. Gene Ontology annotation, cellular component: dendrite; axon terminus; plasma membrane. The transcript has 13 exons. NCBI's taxonomy places the organism in Eukaryota, Metazoa, Chordata, Chondrichthyes, Myliobatiformes, Dasyatidae. Bases 30 to 1277 code for a protein of 415 amino acids.